Messenger RNA from Protopterus annectens (West African lungfish), 984 nucleotides. RefSeq lists its product as uncharacterized. Lineage: Eukaryota; Metazoa; Chordata; Ceratodontiformes; Protopteridae. The coding region runs from base 1 to 861 and encodes 286 amino acids. The transcript has 6 exons. The record is from RefSeq and is a predicted model, not a curated record.
AUGUCAGCGAAUCAGCUGUUCGAUUUGCUGAUUUUCGAACUUCUGAGAAUAUUGACGUUUGAAAUUCGUGCAUUUGGUUCACCCAAAUGCGUGAUCGAUAUUGUCAUUUCUGACAAUAUGAAGAGCACAAACACUGACAUGCAUAUACUAAACAAAACAGAAGAGUCUCUCAUUGAAAACAGGCAUGAGCAACAGUUCUUCGCAUUUAUUGAAAAGGCAUCUAGCCAGUGGCGGAUUAAGUCCCGACUUGAAGCACCACAGAUAAAUUGUGUUCAUGAAAAUACAGCUGUUUUGCUUCAGUGUGAGACAAGCUCCUCUGAACCUAUCACAUAUAACUGGAAUUUUCAACCUUGUACAACAAAUUCAGAUGACUGUGAACUGAAGAAUAACAAUGAAAUGAUUACUAUCAGAAAUGCAAGGAGCUACAUGUCGCAGGAAGUUUACUGCACUGUGAACAACAGUCUGCACAGUAAUCAUAGUGAGUCUUUUCUCAUUAGGAAUUGCAUUACAGACUUAAGAGAUCGUUUAUGGUCGUCGAUAAUUUUGCUUACUGCUGCUAAUUCUGUUUCAAUAGUCAGUGUCAUAUUAUUACACCGAUUUGUGAACUUAAGACGUUUUGUAAGGUUGGUGUUGCCUUUGUUUGCUGCUGCUGCUGCUGUUCCAAUUGCCAUUUUCCUUGUAUUAAAACUGGGAUUUGUAAACUUAACUGUUUUCUUGUUAAUACUUGCUGCUGCUUGUCUUACUUCAUUACCGAUUUUUUAUCAGUGUACAGUGACAUGUCUGAGUAGUAUGAAGCCAAGCCAAGAAUCAAGAAUAGAAUUGUCCAGCAGGAACAGGACCCGGAACUCACUCCACAACUAAAAAUGUUAAUAAAAUGAAUCUUUAUUGAAGUGCACAACACGUAAUAAACCAGUUACCAACCAAUAUGUGGCUGUAAACUGAAUUAUGUUUCCAUUGUAAAUAAAACAGUGAUUCAGUAAUGUA